GUUUCGCUUCUUGCUGUAAAAGGUUUCGUGUUCGACAUAAAAUCAUUAAUAGGAAUAUAAGAUGCCUGACAUUUUUUCCAGUGAAUUACCCGUGUGGUUGAAUAAGAGUUUCUUUGAAAAAGUUCUUCGAACAUCUUCUGGCGACAAGAAUCUGACGAUUGCAGAUUUCAGUGUUGCUGCUUCAGCAAACACCGGUGAACAAUACGCGUCAACGAUAUUCAAGGCCACGGUCAAGUAUGCCAACAAAUUCCAAUCCGAUGCUGUUACUAAGCUUUUUGUUAAGCUUGUCGUUCCCAAGGUUAAUGCAUUUUCGGACGAGAACUCUUUUGACACUGAGUUGAAUAUGUACAUUAACACGCUGCCAGAUAUGCAGAGACUGUUGAGUAUGACCGAAAAGAAGGUUGAACUUGCACCAAGAUUACUUUAUUCGGUGAAAGAGCCCGUGCCUGUGCUUGUAUUUGAAGAUGCUACAACUAAUGGUUAUGGCUUGUCUUCUGGACCAUUGAAUUUUGAAGGCACAAAAUUUGUAGCAACAAAACUUGCAAAGUUUCACGCUGCUUCGGUCUACCUCAAUCAUGACGGAAAAGGUGUCCAAUAUUAUCAAAAUGGAUUGUUCAAUUUGAAAUCACGUGAUGGAGUUAACUUCAUGAAGAACAAUAUGAGUUUGUUUGUUGAUGAAAUUAAAACAUGGGAAGGCUUUGAUAUGAUAACUGAAAAAGUUACAAAAUUAAUUGACAAGUUUGAAGCUUCUGGUAAUCAAAUUUAUCAGACAAAUGCUGCUGGUGAAGGUUUCAAUGUUUUGAAUCAUGGAGAUUUCCAUAUUAACAACAUGGUUUUCAAGAAAGAUUCAGAAGGAAAACUUUCCGAUGUUCUUUUCCUUGAUUUUCAAUUAUCAAAGUGGGGAUCACCAACCAUCGAUUUAUUUUAUCUUUUAUAUUUGGUUGCAUCACAAGAAGCUCGAGAGAAUCAUCGCGAUGAAAUUAUUCUUCACUAUCAUCAAGCACUUGUAAAAGCUUUGAAGGAUAUUGGCUACAUGACAAAACCUCCAACAUUACUUGACCUAAAUGUGCAACUUUUAAAGAAUGGAUUUAUGGAGGUCGUCAUCGCUAUUUGUUUUCUUCCAUUCCUCAAUCUCGACCCACACACUCAAGAUGUUGAAGUUGCAUUUGAGAAUGGUGUCGAAGGAGUUAAUUUAAGGAAAACACUUUAUCGACAUCCAAAAUACAAGGAAAUGAUUUCAAAAUUAAUCUCUGACUUUCUCUACAAAGGUCAUUUAAAUUAGAAUGUGAACAGUUAAUAAAUUCACAAAUUUAUGAAGUUUUGAAGAAGAAAUAUAUGAUUUACAUAAAGUGAAUGUUAGAUUAAACGA
Messenger RNA from Clunio marinus, 1369 nucleotides. The record is from the annotation of a GenBank genome assembly. NCBI's taxonomy places the organism in Eukaryota, Metazoa, Arthropoda, Insecta, Diptera, Chironomidae.